Molecule: messenger RNA, 2942 nt
Organism: Grammomys surdaster
Lineage: Eukaryota; Metazoa; Chordata; Mammalia; Rodentia; Muridae
Gene: Znf2
Product: zinc finger protein 2
Exons: 5
Coding region: 83-1348 (421 amino acids)
Biological process (GO): negative regulation of transcription by RNA polymerase II; regulation of immune system process; regulation of cytokine production
Source: RefSeq, a predicted model, not a curated record
CGAGGCGGUGAGGUGUUCGCAGGUUCCCAGCACUCUUGCCGAAGGACUCUUGUCCUUCCCUACCAGAGCAGCAUAGGAGGGAAUGGCUGCUGUGUCUCCACCUACCAGAUGUCAGGCAUUGGUGACAUUUGAAGAUGUGGUGGUGACUUUCACAGAUGAUGAGUGGAAGCAUUUGGUACCUGUGCAGAGGGCACUCUACAAGGCCGUGAUGCUGGAGAACUAUGAAAGCAUCAUCUCACUGGGCCUUCCCAUUCCUCGACCUGAUGUGAUUCUUCAGUUAAAGAGAAGGGGCGAGCCCUGGACUCGGGAUCUUCAUGAAUCUGAGGAAAAAGCAUGGCCAGAGAGUGUCUCUUUAGACUUGGAAACUAAGUCUGAGACCCUAGAUACUUUAGAAGGCACACUGAGGGAAAUCUAUGGAAGGCAAAGUUCUCUAUGCCCUAAACGUGAAAUCCAAACACUAACAGGUAGGUUGGAACCAGAGAAGGAAAUCCCCAAAGCAAAGACCUGCAAAAAGCCCCUUCCCUUGGAUAAAAGCUUGCAGCAAAGGUCAGCUCCAUCCAAGAAAACCCUCGCUAAACACCAAGACCAGGAAUGUAGUGAGUGUGGGAAGACUUUCUUUGACCAUUCAUCCCUCAUCCGCCACCAGAGGACUCACACUGGAGAGAAACCAUAUGACUGUCCUGAGUGUGGGAAGGCCUUCAGCCACAGAAGCAGUCUCAGUAGACAUCUGAUGUUCCACACGGGAGAGAGCCCGUAUGAGUGUAGUGCGUGUGGCAAGGCCUUCUUUGACCGUUCAUCCCUAACUGUACAUCAGCGGAUUCACACAGGGGAGAAGCCGUUUAAAUGCAAUGACUGUGGCAAAGCCUUCUUUGACCGCUCAUCCCUUACUCGCCACCAGCGAAUCCAUACUGGAGAGAGUCCCUAUGAAUGCCAGCAGUGUGGGAAAGCCUUCAGCCAGAAGAGCAUUCUCACCCGUCACCUGCUGAUCCACACUGGCAGGAAGCCUUACGAAUGCAAUGACUGUGGGAAAGCAUUCUAUGGCGUCACCUCCCUAAACAGACACCAAAAAGUGCACACUGGGGAGCCCCGUUAUCAGUGCAGCGAGUGUGGCAAAGCUUUCUUUGACCGCUCUUCCCUUACACAGCACCAGAAGAUACACACUGGAGACAAGCCAUAUGAGUGCAGCGAGUGUGGGAAAGCCUUCAGCCAGCGGUGCCGGCUAACCAGACAUCAGAGAGUUCAUACGGGGGAGAAACCCUUUGAGUGCAGUGUGUGCGGCAAAGAGUUCAGCUCCAAGUCCUCAGUUAUUCAGCAUCAGAGGCGUUACGCCAAACAAGGGAUAGACUGAGCAAGGGGAAGCAUGAGCUAGACCCAUGGGUUUUCCUUCAAGCUUGGAAGGUUUCCGUGUCAUCUACAAAUCCAGCAUUUGUUCGUCCUGCUAGCUCUGUCUUCUGUCCGACCUCUGCUCGAGGGUCUGAGUAAAUGGUGUACCUCCUAUGCUACAGAACUAACAUGGAGUACAGAAACUAAACCAUGAAUCUCCACAUUCAAAAUUUUGCACAGAGGCUGUGCAUAGCUCAGUGAUAGACUACUGUCUAGCAUGCAUGAAGAGCUGCAGUGUGAUCCCAAGCACUGCACAAGAAAGUUGGAGAGAUUGUCAGACAACAGAAUAGAUGUUAGGAGAGGAAUCUGCAGACAUAGUGAGAAUAGGCUUGUUAUCACUGCACUUUAAAUAGCUGCAGGCUAUUACAGUUGGAGAAUGUCACAAUUAUGGGAGAAUACCAUUUUCUCCAAAAAUUUCUAUAGCUCUUUGUUUUUCUGAAGCUUUUUGGCACCCAGACCUUGUUCUCUUGUGCCCCAGUAUUUAACCCUCCUAGACUAGUAGUAGUGGUAGCACUUACUAAGCACUUGUCUUAGGGUAAACUCUCAGCGGUGAAUUGUAAAAGUGCUAGAUUGACUGAUCCUCUCACUAAAUCUAUGAAAAAGGUCCUUUUGCUGUCUGAAUUUCACAGAGGAGCACACUGAAGUUUAGAGAGAUUAAGUCAUAUAGUCUAGGGAACACAAGGUGAAGCCAGGUGUCUUAGUUGUUUUUCUAUUGCUGUGCAGAGACAUGAUGGCCAAGGCAACUUAGAAAGCAUUUGCAGGGCUUGCAUAUAGUUCCAGGGGAUGAGUCUGUGACCAUCAUUGUGGGAGCAUGGUGACAGGCAGGCACAGAACUGGAGCAGAACUUACAUCUGAUCCACAAGCAGUAGGCCAAGAGAUAGGGAGAGACAGACAGACUGGCCUUGGCACACUGGUCUUGGCAAGGGCUUUUGAAACUUCAAAGCCCACCCCCAGUAUACACCUCCAACAAAGCCACGCCUCCUAAUGCUUUCUAAACAUUCCAUCAAUCAGGAACAAAACAUUCAAAUAAUGAGCCUAUGGAGACAAUUCUUAUUCAAGCCACUUCAUUCCACUCAAGGACAUGAUCAACAACCAAUCCUCACACUUGAAAUGGGCCUUUUUGUUGUCUAAAUUUUACAGAUGUGCUCACUGAAGUUUAGAGAGAUUAAGUAAAAUACCCUACAUGACACAAGGUGAAACUAGGUCUUCAGUAUGGGUCUGCCUUCAGUGUUUCUACUAUAGAUUAUGCUCUUAAAUUUUGUCUUAUAAUUGGCAUACCUGAACUAUCUUAGCUGGAUUGUAAGCACUUAGAGAUGUGAUUUAAUAGGUCUCUCUGUCUUACGGCAUGCCUUGCAAAUAUUAGGUGAUCAAUAAAUGUUUAAAUGAAUAACAAAGUUUCUCUGUUUAAAACCUGCGUGGGUCCACCUCCUUUCUCUCUAAAUUUUCACAGUGCAGCCUCUUAACAUACUAGUCAUCACUUCCAAGAUCAAUUUCUUCCUUCUUCAUUGCUCAUGGUACAGUAACAAGCCUCCUAAAUAAACAGAAACCUGUGACUCUCA